This is a messenger RNA of Strongylocentrotus purpuratus (purple sea urchin), 5407 nucleotides long. RefSeq names its product flocculation protein FLO11-like. NCBI's taxonomy places the organism in Eukaryota, Metazoa, Echinodermata, Echinoidea, Camarodonta, Strongylocentrotidae. Gene Ontology annotation, molecular function: calcium ion binding. The transcript is spliced from 9 exons. The record is from RefSeq and is a predicted model, not a curated record.
GGGAAAUAAGAAAAAGGGUUGUAAAGCAGGGGUAGGGCAGGGGAAGAAAACAACAAGAGAGAGAGAGAGGGAGAGAGAAAGAAGGAGUUGAGGCGGAGAGGAGGAGACGAGAGAGAGAUAUAGAAUUAGCACAGCUCUGAUGUUUGAUUUUAUUACUGUUUUCAUUGGUUUCUUUGUUUCCUAGUUCCAUGGCGUUUUAGCAGCAUCAACAGAAUCAGUAGGUGCGACUCUGACAAGCACAUCUUCUGAUUCGUCGUCAACUACCAUGUCUAUGGUAACUCCUACAUCAGAAUCUCCUUCAUCCAUGACAUCUAUGCCAACAACAGAACCUGUAGGUGCAACUCCAAUGAGCACACCUUCUGAUGCAUCAUCAACUACCAUGUCUAUGGCAACUCCUACAUCAGAAUCUCGUUCAUCCAUGACAUCUAUGCCAACAACAGAAUCAGUAGAUGCGACUCCAAUGAGCACACCUUCUGAUGCAUCAUCAACUACCAUGUCUAUGGCAACUCCUACACCAGAAUCUCAUUCAUCCAUGACAUCUAUGCCAGCAACAGAAUCUGUAGGUGCAACUCCAAUGAGCACACCUUCUGAUGCAUCAUCAACUGCCAUGUCUAUGGCAACCCCUACAUCAGAAUCUCCUUCAUCCAUGACAUCUAUGCCAACAACAGAAUCUGUAGGUGCAACUUCAAUGAGCACACCCUCUGAUUCAUCAUCAACUACCAUGUCUAUGGCAACUCCUACAUCAGAAUCUCCUUCAUCCAUGACAUCUAUGCCAACAACAGAAUCAGUAGAUGCGACUCCAAUGAGCACACCUUCUGAUGCAUCAUCAACUACCAUGUCUAUGGCAACUCCUACAUCAGAAUCUCCUUCAUCCAUGACAUCUAUGCCAACAACAGAAUCAGUAGAUGCGACUCCAAUGAGUACACCUUCUGAUGCAUCAUCAACUACCAUGUCUAUGGCAACUCCUACACCAGAAUCUCCUUCAUCCAUGACAUCUAUGCCAGCAACAGAAUCUGUAGGUGCAACUCCAAUGAGCACACCUUCUGAUGCAUCAUCAACUGCCAUGUCUAUGGCAACCCCUACAUCAGAAUCUCCUUCAUCCAUGACAUCUAUGCCAACAACAGAAUCUGUAGGUGCAACUUCAAUGAGCACACCCUCUGAUUCAUCAUCAACUACCAUGUCUACGGCAACUCCUACAUCAGAAUCUCCUUCAUCCAUGACAUCUAUGCCAACAACAGAAUCUGUAGGUGCAACUCCAAUGAGCACACCUUCUGAUGCAUCAUCAACUACCAUGUCUAUGGCAACUCCUACAUCAGAAUCUCCUUCAUCCAUGACAUCUAUGCCAACAACAGAAUCAGUAAAUGCGACUCCAAUGAGCACACCUUCUGAAGCAUCAUCAACUACCAUGUCUAUGGCAACUCCUACAUCAGAAUCUCCUUCAUCCAUGACAUCUAUGCCAACAACAGAAUCUGUAGAUGCGACUCCAAUGAGCACACCUUCUGAUGCAUCAUCAACUACCAUGUCUAUGGCAACUCCUACAUCAGAAUCUCCUUCAUCCAUGACAUUUAUGCCAACAACAGAAUCUAUAGGUGCAACUCCAAUGAGCACACCCUCUGAUUCAUCAUCAACUACCAUGUCUACGGCAACUCCUUCAUCAGAAUCUCCUUCAUCCAUGACAUCUAUGCCAACAACAGAAUCUGUAGGUGCAACUCCAAUGAGCACACCUUCUGAUGCAUCAUCAACUACCAUGUCUAUGGCAUCUCCUACAUCAGAAUCUCCUUCAUCCAUGACAUCUAUGCCAACAACAGAAUCUGUAGGUGCAACUCCAAUGAGCACACCUUCUGAUACAUCAUCAACUACCAUGUCUAUGGCAACUCCUACAUCAGAAUCUCCUUCAUCCAUGACAUCUAUGCCAACAACAGAAUCUGUAGGUGCUACUCCAAUGAGCACACCCUCUGAUUCAUCAUCAACUACCAUGUCUACGGCAACUCCUACAACAGAAUCUCCUUCAUCCAUGACUUCUAUGCCAACAACAGAAUCAGUAGAUGCGACUCCAAUGAGCACACCUUCUGAUUCAACAUCAACUACCAUGUCUACGGCAACUCCUACAUCAGAAUCUCCUUCAUCCAUGACUUCUAUGCCAACAACAGAAUCAGUAGAUGCAACUCCAAUGAGCACACCUUCUGAUGCAUCAUCAACUACCAUGUCUACGGCAACUCCUAUAUCAGAAUCUCCUUCAUCCAUGACAUCUAUGCCAACAACAGAAUCUGUAGGUGCAACUCCAAUGAGCACACCUUCUGAUGCAUCAUCAACUACCAUGUCUAUGGCAACUCCUACAUCAGAAUCUCCGUCAUCCAUGACAUCUAUGCCAACAACAGAAUUUGUAGGUGCAACUCCAAUGAGCACACCUUCUGAUGCAUCAUCAACUGCCAUGUCUAUGGCAACUCCUACAUCAGAAUCUCCUUCAUCCAUGACAUCUAUGCCAACAACAGAAUCUGUAGGUGCAACUCCAAUGAGCACACCUUCUGAUGCAUCAUCAACUGACAUGUCUAUGGCAACUCCUAUAUCAGAAUCUCCUUCAUCCAUGAUAUCUAUGCCAACAACAGAAUCUGUAGGUGCAACUCCAAUGAGCACACCUUCUGAUGCAUCAUCAACUACCAUGUCUAUGGCAACUCCUACAUCAGAAUCUCCUUCAUCCAUGACGUCUAUGCCAACAACAGAAUCUGUAGGUGCAACUCCAAUGAGCACACCUUCUGAUGCAUCAUCAACUGCCAUGUCUAUGGCAACUCCUACAUCAGAAUCUCCUUCAUCCAUGACAUCUUUGCCAACAACAGAAUCUGUAGGUGCAACUCCAAUGAGCACACCUUCUGAUGCAUCAUCAACUACCAUGUCUAUGGCAACUCCUACAACAGAAUCUCCUUCAUCCAUGACAUCCAUGCCAACAACAGAAUCUGUAGGUGCAACUCCAAUGAGCACACCUUCUGAUGCAUCUUCAACUACCAUGUCUAUGGCAACUCCUACAUCAGAAUCUCCUUCAUCCAUGACAUCUAUGCCAACAACAGAAUCUGUAGGUGCAACUCCAAUGAGCACACCUUCUGAUGCAUCAUCAACUACCAUGUCUAUGGCAACUCCUACAUCAGAAUCUCCUUCAUCCAUGACUUCUAUGCCAACAACAGAAUCUGUAGGUGCAACUCUAAUGAGCACACCUUCUGAUGCAUCAUCAACUACCAUGUCUAUGGCAACUCCUACAUCAGAAUCUCCUUCAUCCAUGACAUCUAUGCCAACAACAGAAUCUGUAGGUGCAACUCCAAUGAGCACACCUUCUGAUGCAUCAUCAACUACCAUGUCUAUGGCAACUCCUACAUCAGAAUCUCCUUCAUCCAUGACAUCUAUGCCAACAACAGAAUCUGUAGGUGCAACUCCAAUGAGCACACCUUCUGAUGCAUCAUCAACUACCAUGUCUAUGGCAACUCCUACAUCAGAAUCUCCUUCAUCCAUGACAUCCAUGCCAACGACAGAAUCUGUAGGUGCAACUCCAAUGAGCACACCUUCCGAUGCAUCAUCAACUACCAUGUCUAUGGCAACUCCUACAUCAGAAUCUCCUUCAUCCAUGACUUCUAUGCCAACAACAGAAUCUGUAGGUGCAACUCUAAUGAGCACACCUUCUGAUGCAUCAUCAACUACCAUGUCUAUGGCAACUCCUACAUCAGAAUCUCCUUCAUCCAUGACAUCUAUGCCAACAACAGAAUCUGUAGGUGCAACUCCAAUGAGCACACCUUCUGAUACAUCGUCAAAUGCCAUGUCUACGGCAACACCUACACCAACUUCGUCAUCCACUGAGGUAGCAACCACGAGUGGGCCUGCUGCAACCACGAGUGGGCCAGCUGCAACCACGAGUGGGCCUGCUGCAACCACGAGUGGGCCUGCUGCAACCACGAGUGGGCCUGCUGCAACCACGAGUGGGCCUGCUGCAACCACGAGUGGGCCAGCUGCAACCACGAGUGGGCCUGCUGCAACCACGAGUGAGCCUUCUGCAACCCCAAUGCCAGAGAUCGACCCAUGUUCAUCAUCUCCGUGCCAAAAUGGAGGCGAAUGCUCAUCAAAUAAUGCUGUUUAUUUAUGUACAUGUCUGGACACUCACGAGGGAACCAAUUGUGAAACAGCCAAGACUGGCUGCAGUAGUAAUACCGGAUGCCCCACAAGAGAGAGCUGCAAUUCCGACACUAACGUGUGUGAAUGUAACGGGAAUUCGGUGAGGAAUGCUAACGGUGUCUGCAGAGUUCCCCGCCGUACAUUGUCGUUGAGCAUUGUGAUCGUGGAAUUCCAAAGCAACACAGAUUUCCGAGACAUCGUCAACAAUCCUACCUCGGUAGAAUCUAUGGACGUUAGACAGCGCCUUACUAUCAUCAUCUUUGCUAUAUACCGAAGCCGAUAUGGACCCGUCUUCAUCGGCGUAGUCAUCAGAGGCUUCUCUUUAGGGAGUCUCGAAGUCGACGCCGAUCUCAUGUUCGAUGAACCCGAAAACGCCACGACCAUACAACCCCCUACUGCAGCUGAAGCAGCCCAGGAGUUUAUGGAUAGUCUCGAGAAUGGAAACUCUACUGGAGGAUUUGUCUUGGUCCCAUCAAGGACAACCGUUACUGAUAUUAACGAGUGCUCCAAUAGCACAUUGAACGACUGUAGCUCGUAUGCAGAGUGCACUAACACCCAGGGUAGUUUUUCAUGUGCAUGUCAAGAGGGGUUCAUAGACACCACUCCUGCACCAGAUCGCGGAAGACAAUGUGAAGAUUUAAACGAGUGUAGUGAUGCAAGUAUUUGCGCCCAGUAUGCUACUUGUUCGAACUCUGUGGGCAGCUAUUCGUGUUCAUGUUUCGUGGGCUUCACCGGCGAUGGAAGAACAUGCACUCCAGAUGGGUCAGCAGGCCUCAGCGACGGAGCCCUAGCCGGCAUUGUCAUCGGGUGUGUGGUAAUCGUCUUCCUCAUAUUAUUCCUCUUGAUGGUGUUGUACAUCAAAAUGCGUCGGAUGAUGUCUUAUGAAAGAAAAUUAGCAAGGUCAGUCAGUCGAUUUGGACCAAUGGACAGAGAGAGAGAAGCCAUGCCAUUUGGAAACGGCAACGGCAAUCAGAGAGACAGUUAUCCAUUGGCCGACUACCCGUCCGACAUGGAACUCGGCCACAUGCGUAAGCCCGGCUACUCCAAUGGUGCAUACACGUCACAUAAUGAAGCUCGGGGGAGAAAAAUUUAAAAUUUAGAAUCAAAUGUGCACUGUAAUGUGCAGAAUAAUAUAUGCAAUUGAAUCUAGUUACCAGGGUGAUAAUAAUGAUAAUAGUGUGAGCGCUUUGGUCAGUCAAUGGUAGAGGAACAGGUAUAAAUAUCAUCAUUGUCAUUUAUUAUUAUUAUUAUUAAU